Prunus avium (sweet cherry) is the source of this 648-nucleotide messenger RNA. Its product is annotated as NDR1/HIN1-like protein 3. Gene Ontology annotation, biological process: defense response to other organism. Gene Ontology annotation, cellular component: plasma membrane; plasmodesma. The record is from RefSeq and is a predicted model, not a curated record. Lineage: Eukaryota; Viridiplantae; Streptophyta; Magnoliopsida; Rosales; Rosaceae.
AUGCUUGGAAGUAGGCACAGCCGUGACCGGUGUUUCAAGUGCUACUUCUGCCUCGUGGCCUACGCCACCCUCAUCUUCUUCAUCUUCACCAUCUCCGUUUUCAUCUUCUGGCUGAUCUUUCUUCCCCAAGAGCUCAAAUUCACUGUCACCGACGCCUCACUCACAAAAUUCAGUCUCACUAACACCACCACAAACACUACUCUCUAUUACAACCUUGCGCUCAACAUCUCUAUAGGAAACCACAACAAAAAGGUUGGUGUAUACCUCAGUCACAUCCGGGCCACGGCCAACUACGGAGAUAAGAGUUUUGCCGUGGUGAACAACAUUUCGACUUCUUUCUACCAAGGCCACAAGAGCAUAAGUACGGUACGUGCUGUGUUUGAAGGACAUCAAGUUGUGGUGCUUGAGGAAUUGGAGCUUUCCAGGUUCAACUUCGAAAGACGUGCUCGGGUUUACAAUAUUGAUGUAAAGUUGGGUCUUCGGGUAAAGGCUAGGUAUGGGAAGAUCGAGACUGGCUAUUUAAGUCCCCCCAAUGUCGAUUGCCAGCUGGAAAUCCCUUUGAGUAGUUCUCCUAUUGAAAGAUAUGUGGGUGCUAUGUUUAGGCUCACCGAUUGCGGGGGUGUCGCCCUCCCACUCCUUGUACCUUAG